This is a messenger RNA of Hipposideros armiger (great roundleaf bat), 1608 nucleotides long. RefSeq names its product jumonji domain containing 4 (gene JMJD4). Gene Ontology annotation, molecular function: 2-oxoglutarate-dependent dioxygenase activity; sequence-specific DNA binding. The transcript is spliced from 6 exons. NCBI's taxonomy places the organism in Eukaryota, Metazoa, Chordata, Mammalia, Chiroptera, Hipposideridae. Gene Ontology annotation, cellular component: cytoplasm; nucleus. The record is from RefSeq and is a predicted model, not a curated record. The coding region runs from base 258 to 1517 and encodes 419 amino acids. Gene Ontology annotation, biological process: protein hydroxylation; positive regulation of translational termination.
GAGAGUCCCGGGGCCCAGUUCCGGCUCCAGCUCUUCGCGUGGUCGCGGCACUUGGCACUGCCGAUCCCUCGGCAACCUCCUCGCCCCGGCUGCCCCUCCGUUCUCGGCAGAGCCCCCCUUCUCUCCCGACCCCCGGAAGUCCCUCCAUCCCCCAGCAGAGCCCCGCCCCUCUCCCGACCCCGGGACAGCUCCUCUGCCCCCGGUACUCCCUCGGUCCCUGGCAGCCCCGCACCCCAUGGACGCGGAGCCUCGCCCGGAUGGACAGGGAGACGCGCAUGUUCGCAGAGAGCCACUUCCGAGGCCAACGGGGACGUCUCCCCAGCAGGGCCUUCUCGACCCCGGACCAUGUAGACUUUAUCGAGAAGCCAGACUCCUUUUCCUACACCGACUUCUUCAAGGGUUACCUGCUCCCCAAUGUACCCUGUGUUUUCUCCAGCGCCUUCACCGAGGGUUGGGGAAGCAGGAGGCACUGGGUGACACCCAGCGGGAAGCCCGACUUUGAUUAUCUUCUUCAGAAUUAUGGAGAUGUGGUUGUACCUGUUGCAAACUGCGGGGUCCAGGAAUACAACUCGAACCCUAAAGAACACAUGCCUCUCAGAGACUACAUCAGUUACUGGAAAGAGUUCAUCCAGCAGGACUACUCCUCUCCCCGGGGCUGUCUCUACCUCAAAGACUGGCACCUGUGCAGGGACUCCUCUGCUGAGGGUGUGUUCACCCUGCCCGUGUACUUCUCGUCCGACUGGCUCAACGAGUACUGGGACUACCUGGAUGUGGACGACUACCGCUUCAUCUACAUGGGGCCCACUGGCACCUGGUCGCCGUUCCAUGCUGACAUCUUCCACUCCUUCAGCUGGUCUGUCAACAUCUGCGGGAGGAAAAAGUGGCUCUUCUUCCCACCAGGACAAGAAGAAGCUUUGCGGGACUGCCAUGGCGGCCUGCCCUAUGACGUGACUGCUCCCACACUCCUUGACAGCUGCCAGCACUGCAGUCGACCGCUGGAGGUCACGCAGGAGGCAGGCGAGAUGGUGUUUGUACCCAGCGGGUGGCACCACCAAGUCCACAAUCUGGAGGAUACUAUUUCCAUCAACCACAACUGGGUCAACAGCUGUAAUCUGGCCAACAUGUGGCAUUUCCUGCAACAGGAGCUCCGAGCCGUGCAGCAGGAGGUCAGCGAGUGGAAGGACACAAUGCCUGACUGGCACCACCACUGCCAGGUCAUCAUGAAGUCCUGCUCCGGGAUCAAUUUAAAAGAAUUUUACCAUUUCCUCAAGGUCAUUGCUGAAAGGAGGCUCCUCCUCCUAGAGAAGGAGACAGGUCCUGGUGAGGGGGAGGACAUUGAGGGUGCUGGACUGGGCCCCCAGCAGGCCACUUUUGACAUCGGCCGGAUUGCUGAGGUGCUGGCGUCCGUGGUGGCCCACCCCGACUUCCAGAGACUAGACACCAGUGUGUUCUCACCCCAGCCAAAGGACCUCCUGCAGCAGCUAGAGGAGGUUGUGGCUGCCACCGCAUCUCUUUAAUGCCUGUCAUGAGGAUUGGUGACACAUCCUGGUGUGGAAGGCAUUCAUGCUGCUCCAGGGUCCCUUCCAGAAAUAAAGCUCCAUCCUCCUG